Chara braunii is the source of this 3405-nucleotide messenger RNA. The record is from the annotation of a GenBank genome assembly. Lineage: Eukaryota; Viridiplantae; Streptophyta; Charophyceae; Charales; Characeae.
CAGGAGCAGUACACCCUCAAGCAGCCUACAGUAGUGGUAGAUCGACUGCCUCUGCCCGCACAACCCCCUGCGUGUCGCCCGGUGGCCUUUGGGGUGUCGUCUGCCGGGACACGUGAUUGUAGCAAUCAGGUCAGCACCUUAGUUUUCUCUCCUGUUGCCACGUGUCAAUCGUACGGUAGGUGAGGUGGUCGAUCAGGUUCCGAGGAGUCAAUCCUUCCUUCCAGCUAUCCAAUCAAUACAUUAAUCUAUAAGAUCGACUGAUUGAUAAUUAAUAAUUAAUCAGCGAGCAGCGAGUGAGCAGCAGCAGGGUCACAGUCGGCCUUCCGCUCAUCACUCCUCGACUGCUCAGUUAGACUGAGGCUACAGGAGUGACGACGAAGGAGAGAGACCGACGCGUAAGCAUGGCGAUGGCGUCAGCGUCGGCGGCAGUUUCCCAGUCCUCAUGUCGAGCUCAGGCCCUGGGAUUACACGUGUGCGGCACAUCGACGACGCCCAGUGAUGGAAAGAGAGGAAUCCGGUCCCAUAUCCAGUGGCCGCCGGGCAUGGGGGCGGAGAAAGGCGCCGCCGCCGCCGCCGGCUGCCGCUUCCUCGGCGCAUCGUCAUCUUCUUCGUCUAAAGCCACUCCACAUGCUUCAAACUGCCCGUCGUCCUCUUGUCCCUCGUCUUCUCUUAAGCAGCAGCACCAUCAUGUCCGUGCGCAUCCCCCCUGUCAUGAGCAGCAAAGGGGUGCGUUUUUGGGGCACUGUGCGCCGCUGAGAACGUCGUCCCGAUCCCCGGGAAGAGGGGGAGCAGGGGGAGCGGGGCGAGGUUGUCGCGUAUUCACUCGACAUGUCCGCUCCGCGGUGGUGCUGGCUAUGGCGGUCUCCGCCGCGUCAUCUCCAUCGACUGAAGAGCUCCCGUCUCUCUCCUCUCUCCCUUUGACGCCUUUUAUCAGUGAGGGGGGAGAAGUCGCGCCGCCGCCGCAGGACGCCUCCACCAAAGCCAGCGUUUUUGCCGUCUACGACGCGGGCAAAAAGGCGCAGUACGUCGGGUUUUCCAAAGACGCGCGCAACUCCCUGAGGACCUUGCUCUGCCGACGCCCCGAGCUUUGCUACUUCUACCAGGUCUUCAACCUCCCUUCUCUCGAUCAAACGCAGAUGCUGGCCAUUCGCUCCCACUGGUUCUCGGAAAUUGGCAAUCCGCCGCCGGGGAACGAGCAAGCGGGGGAGAGGGCGAAGUGGGAGAAGCCGUUCGAUGCGGGGUCCGAGCCGGCGGCGAAGGAUCGAGUCCGGCAAGUGAUGAAGGUGCUGGCCGAGAGAGGGUUGAGGGAGAAGAUGGACUUCAACCCCUCUCUCCUACAGGAGGGGAAGUGUGACGUCAUCGCGUCCGCCGAGUCUACUGCAGCUUCCGCGGAGCCGGCGGCGGGGGUCGCCGAUUCCAGACGCAGACACGUCUCCAUCGCUGGUCCUAACGGUGAUGUCGUGGAGUUUGAUGUGUUUUAUCAGCGAAAGUUCCCCACCAACGGAGGAUGGAUGUACGAUCUGCAAAUUACGGCCAACGGAUUGGAAACCACUCAUAGGGUAAUCAUCGGCAAAGUGUACCCCGAAUCGGUAGGUAUAUCAGAGGACGACUUCUUGGAGAGGACAUUCGCAUUCUUACUGGCCAAGAAGCUGCCACGUAGGACGGAGGGAAUGCUGACGUCAGACCAGUUCCCCGUCAACUACUUCAGCGUGUCCGAAGUGGAACAAUGGUACGACGACUUCAAGCUUAUGUUCCGCGAUGGAGAAUCCCUCCUUCCCGGUGAGGCGGGGUAUUGGCGAUUUAAUCGGGUACACAAAUACGGCCCUAGUGAGGACAGCAUGCCGCUCGUGGGCCCGGAGAAUUGAGUUGUGUAUGUCAAUCAACGAUGCAUUAUUAAUGGGGGGAGGGGGAGGGAGAGACAGGCUGGAUGGAUUGAUGUAUGGAACGGAUACACUUAACCGUACUAGAUGGAGAUGGAGAGAUGCCGCGGCUGCUCCUAGGGUAUUACCUACUAGUACCCCUCCCAGUCAACCUCAGGCCGCCCUAUUCAGGAACCCUACGCCGCCCAGCUCCUGCAAUCUCUGUUCCCUCUCAUCAUCUCCCUCGCCUUCUCUCUUCGCCGUACUACUCUCUCCUUAUGCUACUCCAUUACCUUGCCCUAAUUUGUGUCCCUCCCUCCUUGCCCGCCUCUCUCUUUCUCUCUUUCUCUCUUUCUCUCUUUCUCUCUGUCUGUCUGUCUGUCUGUCUGUCUGUAUGCGUGUCUCUCCCUCCCCCUCCCCUCCUUUAGUGUUGCGUAACUGUCCGUUUGGCUGCCUGCUUGCCGUGGUGCAGAGGCAUGACUGUGAGCACUCUCCCUUCAUAAUGAUUACCGAUAUUACCGAGCUUUGUCUCCUCGCGCCCUUUGCCUGUAGGUCCCAUGCUACUACCCUCCGGGCGCGGUAUUCUCUUUUCCUUCUCCCAUUUUCCCUCCCUCCGUCCAGUCUCUGUCCUCGUGCCCGUCCUUGGGUUCGACUCUAGUCGUUCCUUUUACGGCGGCGUYUUUUUUUUUUUUUUUUUUUUUUUUUUUGGUGGAAGAGCUUCUCAACACCCUCCUCCYGCCCMCCUUAUCUACUCCCUUUUCCCUGCUUUGUUCUCGUCUCGCAGACCUUUGCGAUCUGUGUGGGACGGUACUUUGUCCAGGCAAAGGUGUUAGCUUCUUCAAGCCAGUAUGAGGGAAGAAGAUGCAAUAUCGAGAGGGCGGAAUUGCGGCGUACCAACGCCAUCCCCUUCAUACCUCGCUCGCGUGGUCCUUCCAUCCCUCCACCCUCCCCGUUCCUCCCUCCCCUCCUCCCUCCCCUCCUCCCUCCCUCCCUGCCUGACAUUUCCAGACGGACAAAGUUUUGCUGAAAGCAAGCGUAUUUGAUCCCAGGCCUCCGACUGCAGUUCUUCCAUCACCGAUGAACUUGUUGCUGUUUCCCCCCCCAGGAUCUGUAUUGUAAUCUCAAGGACUCAGUUUACUUUCCGGGCGCCGGUGUUGUCACUCCCUCCAUCUCUCUCUCUCUCUCUCUCUCUCUCUCUCUCUCUCUCUCUCGCUGUCAGUACAUACGCACCCACUUAUACACGGGGGAGAGAAGGUGGUGUCUCUCUGUCUGACAUUUACUCACAAUAAAAGCCACACACACACACACACACACACACACACACACACACACACACACACACAGAGAGAGAGAGAGAGAGAGAGAGAGAGAGUUUUGUGAGACAAAUCUUCAUGCAUGGCUAUAGAGUGUGCGUGGAUGAAGGAUUAUAUGUUUGUAUUGCUUUCAUCAUUGCCAGUCAAUCACAGGGGCUUGCGGAGGGAAGCACUGUUGGAGGUGGAAUUCCAAUUACAGUAUUUCCAAUCUUGUCGGUGAUUGCCACUCGGCU